UGAAGGUUAGUCGUGUCAGGGUUCAGGGUUUGCUUCGUCACUGUGGCGCAGCACGCUGAUCUCAGAAGAUGAUGACAGACGAGGGCUGGGAGAAACUGAUAAUAACACACCGCUGAGAGAGAGACGCUCGCACUGAAUGAAAGACUCUACAGCACACAUGAGGGCCAGGAAGAGAGCGAGCCGCGGCCCGAUGCACUCCAUGCGGGUUUCCGUUCGCGGCGUCUCCAUGUUCUCCUCCAUCACCAGCGCCAUCUCCGACCCGCGCUUCCGCUUCCGAUGGCGGGCCAUCACGGUGACGACCCUCCUGGCCUUGGCCGUCCUCGUCUACCUCCACCAAACGUCAUCGAGCUCCACCGACGGCAAAGUUAGCGGUCAGCGCUCGUGGCGAUCCAGCCGAGACGUGUCGGGGGCAGAGUCAGGCGGGAUGGCCGCGGCCGAAUCGAUGGACUCGCGCUACAACGACACGUACCCGCUCAGUCCACCGGAAAACACGGCCAGCGGGAUCCGUUACCGGAUCGGAGUCAUAGCGGACCUGGACACGAACUCACGGAGCCAGAAGGACGACACGUGGUUCAGCUUCCUGAAGCGGGGGCACCUGCUGGUGUCUGACAGCGGGGACAGCGUUUCCGUGGAGUGGGACCCGGAGCCCGUGGUUCUGGAGAGUCACCUGUCGGAGAAGGGCCGCGGCAUGGAGCUGUCCGAGCUGGUGGCGUUUAACGGGCAUCUGUACAGCGUGGACGACCGCACCGGCGUGGUCUACCGGAUCGAGGCCAACAGAGCCGUGCCGUGGGUCAUCCUGCCCGACGGAGACGGCAGCGUGUCUAAAGGUUUUAAGGCGGAGUGGUUGGCGGUGAAGGACGAGCGUCUGUAUGUCGGAGGUCUCGGUAAGGAGUGGACGACCAUCAGCGGAGAGUUCGUCAACAACAACCCUGAGUGGGUGAAGGUGAUCGGUUUCCAUGGUGACGUGGAGCACGAGAACUGGGUACCGCGGUAUAACGCCUUGAAGAAAGCAGCAGAUAUCAGACCGCCAGGUUAUCUGAUCCACGAGUCGUCGGUGUGGAGCGAGCGUCUCCAGCGCUGGUUCUUUCUCCCGCGGCGCGCUAGCUCCGAGCGCUACGAGGAAACGGCGGACGAGCGGCGAGGAACAAACCUCAUCCUGAGCUGCUCGCCGGACUUCGCUCAGAUCUCGGUGUCACGCAUCGGGCCGCUCAAGCCCACGCUCGGCUUCUCCUCCUUCAGAUUCGUCCCCGACACCGACGACCAGAUCGUGCUGGCGCUCAAAUCGGAGGAGGACGCGGGACACAUCGCCUCCUACAUCACGGCCUUCACGCUGGACGGACGGGUCCUGCUGCCCGACACCAAGAUCGGAGACGUCAAGUACGAAGGGCUGGAGUUCAUCUAGAUGGGGCGAGAGGCCAGCGGGCGUCCGUUACCCACGAUGCAUUGCGGCAGGUAUUUUUUCAGACUCGUGCUGAUGUGCAGACGGAGGUCCUCGGUGAGGGACGAGACGCGAGAGACAGACGCUCAGGGGACAGAUGCAAUAACAGAGACAACCUCGAACCAAAACAGAGCGGGGUUUCUGCAGGUCUGAAACAUCUCGAAGCAAUCGUUCACCCCGAAAGGACAACUCGAGUAGAUCUAGACUGAUAGAGAGAGGGUUUGCAAGCGGGCUGUUUUGGGUCACCAUUGACUCCCAUAGUAGGAAAAAAAAUACAAUGGAAGUCAAUAGUGACCCAAAGCAAACUUUGCGUUCAGCAGAAGAAAGAUAUUCAUACAGGUCUGGAAAUACUCCAAAUGAUGACAGGAUUUAUUUUUUGGGGUGAACUAUUGCUUCAGUUAGUGUUUUUACUAAUCGUGCGUCGGAUCAGAGCAGGAAGUCGUGGCAUUAAAUGAAAAACUUCCCCAGAACAUACAGUUCCGUUCAAAAAUGUACUCUCUUACGCUCAUCAAGGCUUUAUUUGUUUGAAAAAAAGACAUUGUGAAAUAUUCUUUGGCGCAUAAAACUUAAAGUACAGUAUUUAUUCAAAAUGGAAAUCUUUUACUAUCACUUUUUUAUCCAUUUAACACAUAAAACUAUUCAUUACUUUAAAAGAAAUGGACUGAACUCAUUUGAGUGGUAGUGUAUAUGAUAACACAAGAUUAUGAAUAAAUGCUGUAAUUUUUUUUUUAAGUAUCACAGAUUUUAAUCACAGGCAUUAAUCUUAAAUCAGUAUAUUACUAUGAUUUCUGAAGGAUCGUGUGACGCUGAAGACUGGAGUAAUGAUGCUGAAAACACAGAAAUAAAUCACACUUUAAAGUAUAUUACAACAGAAACUGUUAUUUUAAAUUGAAAUAACGUUUUACAAGAUUACAGGGGUUUGUCUGUAUUUCUUUAUCAAAUAUAUUCGGCCUUGAUGAGCAGAAGAGACUUUGUUAAAAAGAAUAAAACACUUUUAAAUGGUAGGGUUUGUGUUGUUCUUAAAAAGUCUUCAAUUGACUUGAUCGAACCUGCAGAAACCCUGCAUAAUAAAUAAAUGGGUGUACUAAGAAAUGCACUAAUGAGAAUAAUUCCAGUAAUUGUUUUAAAAUAAAAUAUUUGCCUUUUAUUAAAUACUACAACACCUCAAAACCUACUUUAUUUUUGCUGAUUUUAGUGUUUUUUUGCCUAUAAACUACACUGGAUGUGUUUAAUUAAUAUUCGUUUGAUUUAUGGAAUUAAUAAGACAUUUAAAAUGAAUAUGCAAAUAAAGAUGUAUUAUUAAUUUCAAACUUU
This is a messenger RNA of Puntigrus tetrazona (Sumatra barb), 2752 nucleotides long. It is a transcript of the gene cant1b, whose product is annotated as calcium activated nucleotidase 1b. The record is from RefSeq and is a predicted model, not a curated record. Gene Ontology annotation, biological process: proteoglycan biosynthetic process. NCBI's taxonomy places the organism in Eukaryota, Metazoa, Chordata, Actinopteri, Cypriniformes, Cyprinidae. Gene Ontology annotation, molecular function: GDP phosphatase activity; UDP phosphatase activity; calcium ion binding. Bases 137 to 1402 code for a protein of 421 amino acids. The transcript has 5 exons.